AUGAUGUCGCCGCCGGAGUCGUCGCCCGCCUCGACCCCCGCGCCGUCGUCCCCCUCCCCUUCAUCGUCGCCCUCGUCUUCGCUUUCGCUCUCCUCCUCGUCCCAGCCGCCCUCGUCGCCCGCGCCCUCGAUCUCCAACCUGCAGAUGAUGCUCAAGGCCUUCCCCCAGAUGGCCUACAUGAUGGGUGGAGGAAUGCAGGGAAUGCAGGGAAUGAAUGGGAUGCCGACUAUGGCGAGCAUGGGCGCGAUGCCGGGCAUGGGCGGGAUGGCGACGAUGCCCAUGGCCGCGAUGGCGGGCAUGCCCAUGUCGGCCAUGGCCGCCAUGCCCGGAAUGGGCGCGAUGCAGGCCGCCAUGGGCGGAAUGCCUGCGAUGGGCGGAAUGGGUGGAAUGCCAGCGAUGGGCAUGGGCGCGAUGUCCUACACCUGGAUGCCGACCUCGAUGGGCAUGCAGAUGGUGCCCGUGCCCAUGUCCUACCCCGCCGCUGGCAUGUCCGGAAUGUCGAUGAUGCCCAUGUCCAUGCCCUACCCCGCCGCCAUGUCAAUGAUGCCCAUGUCCAUGCUCAACACGCCCUACGGUCCGAUGCCUGUGAUGGCCCAGCCAGGCAUGCCCACGACCAACCCGCCCCGACCUACAGCGGGAGGCCAGCAGGCCGGCGGACCCGGAGGCAUGGCGUCCGCGGUCUACCCGCCGAUGGCGAUGGCGAUGGGUCCCUCGCCCGCGAUGAUGAUGGCGCCGGGAGGCGGCAUGGGCGCGUCUCCUGCGAUGAUGAUGGCGCCGGGAGGCGGCAUGGGUCCAGCCUCCAUGAUGAUGAUGGCCCCCGCGAGCAGUGCCGGCGCCAGCAGCGGCGUUGUCGUUGGCGGCGAUGGCCCGCCAUCCGGUGAUUGCAUCCAGUCUCCGGACGGGAGCAAGCGCAAACGGCCGUCGCGGCCCUAUGUCAAACCCUUCACGCAGCAGAAGGGCGUGCAGUGCCAGGGCAUGAACGCCAAGAAGCAGGCCCGGUGUCGCAACGCAGCGCUCAUGGAAUACAUCGGCGAACAGCCGGUGUACUGUGCGGAGCACAUCGAGCAGGAUCCGGACUCGCUGUACUGUAAGUGCAAGGCGCCCUUCAGGAACAAGCCCGGCGAUAACAAGCGCUGCAAGGAGGUCGUGCUCAAGGACUUUGAGUUCUGCUACAAGCACUACGGGCUCGCCGUCCGGGCGAUGGUCGGCAAGGAGGGCUACAUACUGGCCUGCUCGCGCUCCGACAAACUAGCGUCUGUCUUGAGCCGGCUGUGCGAAGAGGCCUCGGCAGCCAAGAAGGCGGACGGGGACAUGUACCAACGAAAGAGCAAACUCAUCGGCAAGCUGCAGCAAAUGUACACCGUGCUCAACACCCACGUCACCAACCUCGGCAGCCAACUGAUGAAGGAGGCCGAGCGGAAUUUGGAGAAUGUGCGAAACAUGCACGGCGAGAUGCAGCUGGUGGAGAGCCAACAAUCGGCGGCGGUGGCGGGGGUGGUGGAUGAAGUGCACCUUCAUCCGUCGCUUUCUUCAAGUUCGUCUUCGUCGUCGGGGCUCGGGGCCGACCUGCAGGCGCCGGUCAUGCACAGACCAGCGAACGGCCGACAGGAGCAGGAGGACGACCAAGAAGGGAACGGCGAGGACGACGAAGGCGAUGCCAUCGAGGGCGAAGGCAAGCACAAAGAGGUCGAACGAGAAGACGGUAUCGAGGCAGGAGCCUGA
This is a messenger RNA of Acanthamoeba castellanii str. Neff, 1722 nucleotides long. RefSeq lists its product as uncharacterized. The transcript has 10 exons. The coding region runs from base 1 to 1722 and encodes 573 amino acids. Lineage: Eukaryota; Discosea; Longamoebia; Acanthamoebidae. The record is from RefSeq and is a predicted model, not a curated record.